Messenger RNA from Daucus carota subsp. sativus, 1490 nucleotides. Its product is annotated as protein neprosin. Lineage: Eukaryota; Viridiplantae; Streptophyta; Magnoliopsida; Apiales; Apiaceae. The transcript is spliced from 7 exons. The record is from RefSeq and is a predicted model, not a curated record. Bases 198 to 1430 code for a protein of 410 amino acids.
GGUGAUUUGGAUUGUUAUGUUGCAUAUUGGGUUUGUGGAGAGAUGUUUGUAUUGUUUCCCUGGACAAAAGUUUGGAAUAAAAGCUUCUUCUAGUUGUUGUUAAGUUGAUAACAGAACAAGACAACUCUAAUGCAUCCAAACACAAUCUCUGUUAACACAAGAAACAACAACCAGACCAACUACAUUACUACACAAACAUGAUUUUCUCAUCCCCUAUCAUUUUCCCCUUUGUUUCUUUCCUCCUCUUGGUUUUUCUCCUCAGUCCUGUCGCGGCCUUGGAGUCCGGUCACCAUAACGCUGCCAACCAGACUUUCAGGCCACGAGAGGAGACGCGGAAGCUUGAGAGAGCAAGGGCUUACUUGAGGAAGAUCAACAAACCAGCAAGCAAGACAAUUCAGAGUCCUGAUGGAGAUGUUAUCAAGUGUGUUCCGUCUCACCUUCAACCGGCUUUCGACCAUCCCCUACUCAAAGGGCAGAAGCCAUUGGAACCACCAGAGAGGCCAAAACAUAAUGACUCAAUAGACUUGUCGACAGAAAUUAUUCAGGCCUGGAUGAAUACAAGUGAAUCAUGUCCUGAAGGAACUAUUCCAAUAAGAGAAACUACCGAGCAAGAUGUUUUAAGAGCAAGUUCAGUCAGGAGAUUUGGAAGGAAAAUUCGACGAAGAGACACCACAAGCAGUGAUCAUGAGCAUGCAGUAGCAUUUGCCAGUGGAGAUCAAUAUUAUGGAGCAAAAGCCAGCAUUAAUGUGUGGGCGCCGCGGGUAAUUGAUCAGUACGAAUUCAGUCUAUCCCAAGUGUGGGUCAUUUCUGGUUCAUUUGGAAAUGAUCUUAAUACCAUUGAAGCAGGCUGGCAGGUUAGCCCAGAAUUAUAUGGCGAUAAUUACCCUAGAUUCUUCACUUACUGGACUUCCGACGCAUAUCAGACCACAGGAUGCUACAACUUACUGUGCUCUGGCUUUGUUCAAACAAACAAUAAGAUUGCUAUAGGAGCUGCAAUAUCUCCAAGGUCUUCUUACAACAACAAACAAUUUGAUAUUGGCAUCAUGAUCUGGAAGGAUCCUAAACAUGGACAUUGGUGGCUCGAGUUCGGGUCGGGUUUGUUGAUCGGAUAUUGGCCUUCAUACCUUUUUAGCCAUUUAAGGGAUCAUGCAAACAUGAUACAGUUUGGGGGAGAAAUAGUAAACUCAAGAUCAGGAUUUCACACAUCAACACAAAUGGGAAGUGGCCAUUUUGCUGAAGAGGGAUUUGGGAAAGCUUCUUAUUUUCGAAACAUGCAAAUAGUUGACUGGGAUAAUAGCUUACUUCCUCUGUCAAAUCUGCGUCUCUUGGCAGAUCAUCCAAAUUGUUAUGAUAUCAGAGCAGGCAGAAAUAAUGUGUGGGGAAAUUAUAUAUAUUAUGGAGGUCCCGGAAGGAACCAAAGAUGUCCAUAAUAUAUGCCAAAGUACAGGGACCUAUAUUUUUUUCUUAUAAAUACUUGUGCUUAUACGGUA